Messenger RNA from Arachis duranensis, 2842 nucleotides. RefSeq names its product pentatricopeptide repeat-containing protein At1g74850, chloroplastic. Gene Ontology annotation, molecular function: protein binding. Lineage: Eukaryota; Viridiplantae; Streptophyta; Magnoliopsida; Fabales; Fabaceae. The record is from RefSeq and is a predicted model, not a curated record.
UCAUUCACAGAUCUAAGAGAGCUUCGUCUUCCUCCAUCUUCGUCUUCCUCCUCCAGCCAAAACGCACCGUAUCAGUAUCAAAAUCAUUAUCCACAACAACAUGCUACUGCGGUACCUUCUCAAUCUCUGAACACCGAGCUCGCUUCACAGAGAAAAUGACCAUACUGCCCUACAUAACCGUCCCCAACAUCUCACCCUUCUCCGCCACCCUCAUCCUAAAUCCUAACACCAACCAUCUCCACCUCCACCACCACCACCAAUUCCGCCACCUCUACCUCCCCCGUCGUCACAACGGUCGGCGCAUCCAGUUCACUACCGUUGCUCGCUCCCGCGAGGUCGUCCUCGGGAACCCGUCGGUGACGGUGGAGAAAGGCAAGUACAGCUACGACGUCGAAACCCUAAUAAAUAAGCUCAGCAGCCUUCCGCCACGUGGCAGCAUCGCGCGGUGCCUCGACGCCUUCAAGAGCAAGCUCUCCCUCAACGACUUCGCUCUCGUGUUCAAGGAGUUCGCCACGCGUGGCGAUUGGCAACGAACCCUGCGACUCUUCAAGCACAUGCAGCGCCAGAUAUGGUGCAAGCCAAACGAGCACAUCUACACAAUCGUCAUCACCUUGCUCGGCAGAGAAGGACUCCUAGACAAGUGCCGCGAGGUGUUCGAUGAAAUGCCUGAACAAGGCGUUCCUCGCUCUGUCUUUGCCUACACCGCCAUAAUCAACGCCUAUGGCCGCCACGGACAGUACCAGACCUCCCUCGAAUUGCUCGAUUUGAUGAAGAGAGAGAGGGUUUCACCGAGUAUCUUGACUUACAACACUGUAAUCAAUGCUUGCGCGAGGGGUGGGUUGGAUUGGGAGGGUUUGUUAGGGUUAUUUGCUGAGAUGAGGCAUGAAGGGGUUCAGCCUGAUGUAGUUACGUAUAAUACUAUGCUUCAUGCUUGUUCUCGUAGGGGUUUGGGCGAUGAGGCUGAGAUGGUGUUUAGGACUAUGAAUGAAGGUGGGGUUGUUCCUGAUAUCACUACUUAUAGUUACCUUGUUGAUACUUUUGGGAGAUUGAAUAAACUUGAGAAGGUUUCGGAGCUUCUUAGGGAGAUGGAGGAAGGUGGUAAUUUGCCUGAUGUAACGUCUUAUAAUGUGCUUUUGGAUGCGUAUGCUGAGAAGGGGUCGAUUAAGGAGGCACUAGGGGUGUUCCGGCAGAUGCAGACGGCAGGGUGCGUGCCAAAUGCGACCACUUAUAGUAUUCUGUUGAAUUUGUAUGGGAAGCAGGGGAAGUAUGAUGAUGUUAGGGACCUUUUCCUUGAGAUGAAAGUUAGCAACACGGAGCCUGAUGCUGGUACCUAUAACAUUCUUAUACAGGUGUUUGGAGAAGGUGGAUACUUUAAGGAGGUGGUUACUUUGUUCCAUGAUAUGGUGGAGGAGAAUGUACAGCCUAACACGGAGACGUAUGAGGGUUUGAUAUUUGCUUGUGGGAAGGGAGGGCUCUAUGAGGAUGCCAAGAAUAUUUUACUUCAUAUGGAUGCUCAGGGAAUGGUUCCGAGUUCCAAGGCUUACACUGGGGUGAUUGAAGCCUAUGGCCAGGCUGGACUGUAUGAAGAGGCAAUAGUUGCGUUUAACACUAUGAAUGAAGUGGGAAGCAAUCCAACUGUCGAGACAUACAAUUCGCUCAUUCAUGCAUUUGCAAAGGGAGGAUUAUACAAGGAGGCUGGAAAAGUUUUAUUGAAGAUGGGUGAUUCAGGUUUGCAGAGGGAUGUGCAUUCGUUUAAUGGUCUAAUUGAAGCUUUCAGGCAAGGAGGUCAGCAUGAAGAGGCGAUAAAAGCGUAUGUAGAGAUGGAGAAGGCUAACUGCGAUCCUAAUGAGCUGACACUCGAAGCAGUAUUAAGUGUAUAUUGCUCAGCAGGACUUGUUGACGAGGGUGAAGAACAGUUCCAAGAAAUUAAAGCUUCAGGAAUACUGCCCAGUGUCAUGUGUUAUUGCAUGAUGCUUGCUCUUUAUGCAAAGAAUGAUAGGUUCAAUGAUGCCUAUAAUCUACUUGAUGAGAUGAUCACAACAAGGGUGUCGGAUAUUCAUCAAGUGAUAGGACAAAUGAUCAAGGGAGAUUUUGAUGAUGACUCUAAUUGGCAGAUUGUAGAGUAUGUCUUUGAUAAACUGAAUUCAGAAGGAUGUGAAUUUGGAAUGAGGUUCUAUAACACACUAACAAAUAAACUUGUGUGGUCUGUGGAUGUACACAGGAUGUGGGAAGGUGGAGCAUUAACAGCAUUGUCCCUUUGGCUCAACAAUAUGCAAGAGAUGUUCAGAGCUGAUGAGGAUCUUCCUGAGCUUGCAGCAGUAGUUGUGGUUCGUGGACAAAUGGAGAAGAGUACAGAUAGCCAGGAUUUCCCCAUUGCAAAGGCCGCUUUUUCAUUCCUGCAGGAUAAUGUGUCAUCCUCUUUUACUUUCGCCGGAUGGAACAAAGGUCGCAUUAUCUGUCUGCAAUCACAACUGAGGCGAAUUCUAUCAGGCAACGAAUCAUCUUCUAAUAGAAAAAAAAUGAGUAAAUUAAUAUCCAUAAGUAAUUCGACUGAUGGAAUUAUGACUUGCAAAUCUGAUGUGCAAAGUGGUAAAGCUAAUGAUGUUGAUUCUAGAACCGAUAGUACAAGAACAGAGCUUCUAACUAGUGCAGUUUAGUUUUGAGAAAUAUAGAAAUUACAUUCAUUUGUUUCACAUGCCCUUGUUUUGAUUGAUUGGGAUUGAAGAUUGGGGCACAUAUUUGUUGCAUUAGUGUAAUGUUCCUAAUUAGGCUGGCUUUCAGGUCGCCAGAAAUUUUGGUAUAUAUUAUUAUCAAGGUAUCCAAAAAGGCUUAGUUUGCUGUA